AUGUCAAACAAUGUGGACAAAUUUAAGUUAAUCGCUGAAGUCCGCAAGAGACCUGCACUAUGGGAUAUUAAAAGCGAAGAACAUAGAUUCAAAAGAAUUCGUCAAAAAGUGUGGAAAGAUGUGGCUGUCACUAUGGGAUCAGAUGUUGCAGGUAAUGACUGCAAUCGUAUUUGGAGAUCUUUACGGGAUAGAAAUCGAGUAGUAGCUAAGAAGAUAGAGUUACGCAUCGCAAAAGAUAAGUUGAAUGGUACAUAUGAUCCUAACAAUGAGUAUAAAUGUCAGUGGGUUUUUUAUGAACACAUGAAAUUUGCUAAUGACAUUAAAAAAUCAAGUCCCACGGAACUUAAUGACAACAAAAGUGACGAUAAUGACUCAAACCAAGUUUCAGAAUCUCAUAAUAUGGAUAAUACUAAGAUGGAUGAGAACAAUAGUUUAGUUGAGCGAGAAAUGUCAAACGCCAUGGACAAACUUAAGUUAAUCGCUGAAGUCCACAAGAGACCUGCACUAUGGGAUAUUGAAAGCGAAGAACAUAGAUCCAAAAGAAUUAAUAAAAAAUCGUGGAAAGAUGUGGCUGUCGCUAUGGGAUCAGAUGCUAAUGACUGCAGACGUAUGUGGAGAUAUUUACGGAAUAUGAAUCGAAUAGUAGUUAAGAAGAUAGAGUUACGCAUCAAACAAGCUAAACUGAAAGGUUCAUAUAAUCCUAAUAAUGACUACGGCAGUAAGUGGCCUUAUUUGGCACACAUGAAAUUUAUAAAUGACAUCAAACAACCAAGUCCCAUGAAAUUUGGAAACUCAUCGGUUAAUGACAACAAAAGUGACGGUAAUGACUCAAACCAAGCUUCCAAAGUUCAUACUAAGAUGGAACCUGAGCGUGAUCUAGAAAUGUCAAAGGUCAUGGACAAAUUUAAGUUAAUCGCUGAAAUGCGAAUGAGACCUGCACUGUGGGAUAAUAAAAGUGAAGAACAUAGAUCCUGUUUAUCUGUACCAGAAGUGUGGAAAGAUCUGGCUGCCAGUAUGGGAUCAGAUGUUGAAAAAUGCCAGCGUACUUGGGUACAUUUAUGUAAGUCAUAUAAGGGAUCAGUUAGGCGUGUAAAGUCACGCAUCAAAGAAGAUAAGUUGAAUGGUUCAUAUGAUCCCAACAAUGACUAUAGCACUAACUGGGCUUAUUUUGAACCCCUGGAAUUUAUGAAGGACUAUACAAUAAUACACUAUAGAAGACCGAUUAAAUUCCGAACUUCAGGUAAAAAAUUGAAGUUAAUCGCUGAAGUCCGAAAAAGACCUGAACUAUGGUGUGUUAAAAGCAAAGAAUAUAUACCCCGUUUAGCUUUACAGAAGUCAUGGGAAGAUCUGGCUCGUGCUAUGGAAGCAGAUGUUACAGCUGAUGACUGCAAGCGUAAAUGGACAAGUUUACUGUUGAAGCAACUAACAGAAGUUAAGAAGUUAGAGUUACGUAUUAAAGAAGAUAAGUUGAAAGAUUCAUAUAAUCCUAACAAUGAAUAUAGAUCUAAGUGGUUUUUGUAUGAACAUAUGAAAUUUUGUGAUGACAUUAAAAACCCAAGUCUCAUGGAACUUGGGAACACAUCUGUUAAUGACAAUAAUAGUGAUGAUAAUGACUUAAGCCAAGUUUCCGAAUUUGAAAAUAUGGACAAUUAUAAGAUGGAACCACAGCUUGAUCUAGAACCAGAAGUGUAUAUACCCGACGAUGAAGAUUAUGAUACUGACAGCCAAAUAUCUGCCAUGGAAUUUUUAAGCGAACCAAAUUCUCCUCAAAACUAUGAGUCAGCAGAUGAUAAACCAUCGUCUACAAGUGGGUACUGCACUAAACCAUCUUAUGAUCAGGCGAAGGAUAUUAAAAAGGAGGAUUCUAACUUACCAAAGACCGUUAAGUUGGAACCUGAGCUUGAUCUAGACCCAGAAGUGUAUAUACUCGACGAUGAAGAUGAUGACACCGACAGCCAAAUGUCUGGCAUGGAAUUUUUAAGCGAACCAAAUUCUCCACAAAAUCAAGAGUCAGCUGAUGAUAAACCAUCGUCAACAGGUGGGAACUGCACUAAACGCCCUUAUGAUCAGGCGAUUUGCUUGGAAGAUCUGGAAAAAGAUGAACAUAACUUAAUUAAACCGGUACGUUCUAAUGAGAUGGUUCCUGUUACCGAUUCCGACUAUAAUUUUUUGGUCAGUUUUUUGCCGAAAAUGAAAAUGAUUAAUGAGUUGAAAAAUUUACAGUUUCGUGCAAAAAUUACCGAUUUGAUGUUGGAAAUUUCGAGAGAAUAA
Calliphora vicina (urban bluebottle blowfly) is the source of this 2271-nucleotide messenger RNA. RefSeq lists its product as uncharacterized. Gene Ontology annotation, cellular component: nucleus; transcription regulator complex. Gene Ontology annotation, molecular function: DNA binding. Gene Ontology annotation, biological process: regulation of transcription by RNA polymerase II. The transcript is spliced from 5 exons. NCBI's taxonomy places the organism in Eukaryota, Metazoa, Arthropoda, Insecta, Diptera, Calliphoridae. The record is from RefSeq and is a predicted model, not a curated record. Bases 1 to 2271 code for a protein of 756 amino acids.